CUGUCAUAAGUGUCAAGUCAUAUGUCACCCUCAUGGAAAUUUAAAGUAAGGAAAAUUCCAGUCAAUUUGACCAUUUAUCCACAUCGAAUUUGCCGAACAAACGUUUUAAUUUCGAAUUCCAAUUUUCCUCGGUUCCCUUAGUGAACAAUAUUUAUAUUCCUUAUCCAGUGCAACAACAGAGGUACCUACAGUAACCUGUAAAAAUGGCACUCAUGCUAGCAAGCAGAUUAUGUAGGGCUCCAGUCUUCCAAAGGAGCCUAAUUAAACACCUACCAACAAGAUCGGCUGUAAGAACUUUUGCAGAAGAUAGUAGAGAUGCUCUUGCUAGAGAAGCCAGGCGUAAAGCCACUUUAAAAGAAAAGGCUAUGGCACCAGCAGGAGAAACAGCUUUCAAUAUUGGAAGGGGUGCGGUAGCUGGAGGCUCGAUACUUGGCAUUGGGGCACUUUGUUAUUAUGGACUUGCAUCUAGCACUGGUAGAAGUGCACUUGAUCAAUCUCAUGUAUGGCCCCAAUAUGUUAAAGACAGAAUCAAGUCCACAUACAUGUAUUUUGGAAGCUCAAUUGCUGUAACUGCAGCUAGUGCUGCUGCUGCUUUUAGAUCUCCAGCUAUUAUGGGUAUUGUUACCAGAAACGGUUUCUUGGGUCUUGCUAUCAGUCUUGCAGCCAUUAUUGGGACUGGCAUGUUAGCCCAAGGAAUUGAAUAUAGCCCAGGAUUUGGACCAAAACAGAUGGCUUGGCUUUUACAUGCCUCUGUUAUGGGGGCUAUGGUUGCCCCUCUUUGCUUCUUGGGAGGUCCUAUUCUUUUAAGGGCAGCUUGGUAUACUGCUGGGGUUGUUGGAGGUCUUAGUACCAUUGCGGUUUGUGCCCCUAAUGAUACUUUCCUUUACAUGGGAGCACCAUUGGCCAUGGGUUUGGGUGUUGUAUUUUGCAGUUCAAUUGGUUCAAUGUUUUUGCCGCCUACAACAGCCUUAGGUGCUGGAUUAUAUUCAAUAUCUUUAUAUGGUGGCCUAUUGCUGUUCUCAGCUUUCUUGCUUUAUGAUACACAAAGGAUCGUAAUGCAAGCAGAACGGUAUCCAAUGAACCCUGAGUAUCAAGGAGUAAGGCCUUAUGAUCCCAUCAACAGUGCCUUAAGUAUUUAUAUGGACACCCUUAACUUAUUCAUAAGGUUGGCGAUGAUGCUUGCUAUGAACGACCGAAAAUAAUUUACAAGUUUGGAAACAAUACAUCAGCGCAAUCUCAAUCUACCUGGAUACCCUUAACAUCUUUAUUAGAAUUGCAACUAUGUUGGCGAUGGGUGGUGGAAACAAAAAAAAAUAAAUUAAUUAUGUAUUUGCUUUAAUUUUUGUUUUUUGGGAAUAAAACCAGUUUUAUUUGUUAUUAA
Messenger RNA from Anthonomus grandis grandis, 1381 nucleotides. RefSeq names its product growth hormone-inducible transmembrane protein-like. The record is from RefSeq and is a predicted model, not a curated record. The coding region runs from base 204 to 1202 and encodes 332 amino acids. The transcript has 10 exons. Gene Ontology annotation, cellular component: mitochondrial inner membrane. Lineage: Eukaryota; Metazoa; Arthropoda; Insecta; Coleoptera; Curculionidae.